UUGUGGUGAUGUGAUAUAUAAUCUUACAGAUUCACUCUAUACAUCAGACAUUUUAACAUGUAAAAGCGAUUGCCAUGGUUAUAUUGAUGAUACUCCAAAAAUGAGCUAUAAAAAAAGGAGAAAUCCUUUAGAAAGAGGUAAUCCCGAACCCAAAGACACCUGUAAAUCAGUAGGUUUUGGUGGAGAAUGUGGAACUAAACCCACAAUUUUCAAAUGUAAUGGUUUAUCUUGGGAUUGUGGCAAAGAAGGGUUCAAAUAUCAGACAUGUAGUGAAAUCAAAAUCAAAACCGAAUACCUUCCUUAUGGACCAAGGACCAGAAACGGGCAUAUAUAUGAUAAUCAAUUCUUGCUGCCUGUCCAAGAAGCGUCAACAAGGCGUGAUGAUUAUGAUCUGGAUAUUUAA
This is a messenger RNA of Scutellospora calospora, 403 nucleotides long. Lineage: Eukaryota; Fungi; Glomeromycota; Glomeromycetes; Diversisporales; Gigasporaceae. The record is from the annotation of a GenBank genome assembly.